Molecule: messenger RNA, 1352 nt
Organism: Photinus pyralis (common eastern firefly)
Lineage: Eukaryota; Metazoa; Arthropoda; Insecta; Coleoptera; Lampyridae
Gene: eIF3m
Product: eukaryotic translation initiation factor 3 subunit M
Exons: 5
Coding region: 138-1289 (383 amino acids)
Biological process (GO): cytoplasmic translational initiation
Cellular component (GO): cytoplasm; eukaryotic translation initiation factor 3 complex
Molecular function (GO): translation initiation factor activity
Source: RefSeq, a predicted model, not a curated record
CUAUUGGCAACGUUGUAACUCUUAUGCAGAACGCACUCCUUCUGCAUUUGCUUUAACCUUAAAAAUAAAAUAAAAAUCUUCUCUUCAUCAAGUUUGGUGGAGUACUUCGCAAUUUAAAGUGAAAGUAUAACUGAAACAUGCAACUUCCACCCGUAUUUAUAGACAUAUCAUUGGAAGAACAGGCUCAAGAGUUACGGGCCUAUUUGAAAAAUUUGGGGGCUGAAAUUUCUGAAGAAAAGUCAUCCAAAGGGAUCGCCGAUGAUCUGCAUAAAAUCAUAGCUGUUUGCGAUACUUGUUUUCGAGAGGGGCAAGAAUCGGAGGUAGAAAGUGUUUUGAAUGAUAUUGUGUCCAUUAUGGUUUUGGUUCCGAUGGAGCAUGGAGAAAACAUAAUAUUAGCGUUUUGUGAAAAAUUGGCUAAAGCUCCAGGACAUAAGCUACUCUUGGCCAGUUUGCGAGCUUUGUGGCUAUUGUUUCAAUCGUUAGAUGAACGUUCGCCGAUGAGAUAUCAUGUGUAUUAUCAUUUAAUACAAAUUGCUAAUCAAACUGAUCAAGUUAGAUGCGUGUUUCGAGAUAUUGAACACUUAAAGCAGCAAUUUUCGCAUUGUCCACCAUCGAGUGAACAAUUACAGAAACUAUAUAGGCUCUUGCAUGAGGUCUUACUUAGAAGUAAUCAGAGCGAACAAGCUGCCAAAGUUAUGAUAGAGCUGCUCGGCACAUAUACAGCUGAGAAUGCUUCCCACGCUCGUGAAGACGCAAUCCGUUGUAUUGUUUCUGCUUUGGCUGAUCCCAAUACGUUUCUUUUGGAUCCGUUAUUAUCCCUUAAACCAGUUAAGUUCUUGAAAGGAGAGUUGAUUCAUGAUCUCUUAUCAAUAUUUGUCAGCGACAACUUGCAAAGCUACCUAACGUUUUACCAUAAUCACAAUCAGUUUGUUAAGGAUCAAGGGUUAAACCAUGAGCAUAAUAUGCAAAAAAUGCGCCUACUCUCAUUUAUGCAACUGGCAGAAACCAAUCCAGAGAUUAAUUUUGAAACAAUCCAAAAAGAGUUGCAAAUAGGAGCUGAAGAUGUGGAAGGUUUUAUUAUUGAAGUAUUAAAGACAAAACUAGUUAGAGCAAGAAUGGAUCAAGCUGCAAGAAAGGUGUACACAUCCAGUACAAUGCAUAGAACGUUUGGACGAGCCCAAUGGCAACAAUUACAUAAUUUAUUGUAUGCGUGGAAGGGAAACCUUCAAUCCGUUCAAGAAGGCAUGAAGAAUAUUACCGCAGCCCAAUUAGAAAUGCUAAAUCAGUAAAUUAUAUUUAAUUUUCAAAAUUGGUACUUCUUUACUAAAUUCAAUUAAAUGUUUUGAAUAUUU